AUGGGACCACCGAAUGGCGAAAGGAUCAAAGAAUCAAAGGCAGUGAAACCCACCAUGCAGUUGCAGAUCCCGCCCCCGGCUUCACGGGACUCUGGUCGCUCAACAGAACCCUCAGUGGAGGGUCGCAGCCCCAAGCUGUCGGUGCGAACCGGAGAGUCUGGUGAUCCCCUGAGAAUAACUAGUCCGCGGCACAACAAAAGCCCGAAAGAGAAAGAGCAGAAGAACAAAGCUAGAAGAAGUAUACCCUUGUAUGCUUUGGUGUCAAGAAAAAUUGUUGACAACAGGUUUUUCAUGAUUUUCACCACACUUCUCACUUUCUAUGCGUUGACGGCAGACGACUUGAGGAUAAUCCUCACGGAGAAGCCGGCAGACAUAGUAUUCAACAUCAUGGGUUUAAUUUGUAUAGUGGUUUUUAUGCUGGAGGUGGUUCUCUCUUGCCUGGGGAAGGCUGACUACUACCUGGGUUUUUUCUUCUGGCUAGAUGUGAUCAGCACGGCGACACUACUGCUUGACCUAACAUGGGUCAGUGAGGCUAUCCAGGGUGGUGGCGAGGGUGGUGAUGCCUCGGACCUGCGGUCCGGCAGGACAGCAAGGGUUGGCGCCCGCGCUGGGCGUGUGGUUAGAGUCCUUCGACUGGUGAGACUUCUGAAGCUUUACAAAGCAUACUAUGAGGCCAAACAGAGAAGGUUGGAACGAGAAAGAAGAAAGCAAUCAGGUGAAGACCUGCAGGAUGACUGGGAUGAAGCAGACUACGAAGCAGUCGAAAAAGCGGAAGGGAAGGCCAACGAGAGCCGGGUAGGGAAAAAGCUUUCCGAGAUGACAACGAGACGUGUCAUCUGUCUCAUUCUCGCGAUGCUUCUGAUCCUGCCGCUACUCUCCAAGGAGUCUGCAGAUCAGACACCGUACUCGGUCAGCUACGGUGCCAACGAAGUUUGGCAGGCUUUUAUGGCCAAGAUGGGGAACACCUCAUCUGCUGCACAGCUUGCCACGAAGUCGUACGAUGAGGCGCUUCUGGAAUACGUCUAUUAUCACAAUUGGUACGUCGCGAACCACCAAGGGAUUUAUUGCCCGACUGCGAAUUGUGCAGGAAGAUUUCUAGGCUCAUUGUUCUGGAUUGGCCUGGCAGGGCCUCGGGGCGAGGUGGACUUGAGUUCCGUCUUGCAGUACACGCAGCUGAAUUCCACGGUCGUGGCCGGCUUUGAGAGCAGCAGAAUCCUCGCGUACAAUACCCAGGACCUGUGGAUGUCCUUGGGAACCCUGCCACCCGAGGUUAAGGCAACUUUGUCAGAACCAUGGGCAGAGUCGUGUGCGACGUCAACGAUUGACUUGUUCGGUCUGUCGCUGCUGAAGAGCCCCGUCAGUGGCUUGAACAUCCACCAGGUGGCGUGCCCGUUAGAUCUCCGCGCAACGGAGAUUCAGGCGCAUUUCACGCAAUUUAUAGUUCCUCGCCAGCAGUCAUACUACCUCACGUUUUACUAUGACAUGCGGCCUUUCAAUCGUCAGACCUCAGCGUUCAGCUUGGGCGUGACGUUUUUCGUCAUGGUCCUUCUAGUGACCGCAUCGCUGAUGUUUACGAGCGAUGCUAAUCGACUGGUGCUGCGCCCUGUUGAAAAGAUGAUUGAGCGGAUCGAGGCCAUUCGAGAUAAGCCUUUGCUGGCCAUGAAGAUGGCCGAUGACGAGUUCAAGGCUGAAGAAAUCAAGAAGGAAAGUAUGAUGAGGAACAAGCAGAAGCCACUGAGAAGAAUCGCUAUGGAAACCUCCAGACUAUGUGCCUCUCGGCCAGAGGUCAUGGAGACGGUGAUUCUGGAGAAGACUAUCAUCAAGCUUGGAUCUUUGCUUGCCCUGGGCUUUGGCGAAGCUGGUGCCGACAUCAUUGGCAAGAACAUGAGUGGCUCCGACUCGGCUGGUGUGAAUGCCAUGGUGCCAGGGCGCAAGUGCGAGUGUAUAGUCGGCAUUCUUCGUGUACGCGAUUUCAGCACCGCCACGGAGGUCCUCCAGGCCAAGGUCAUGAUGUUCUCCAACCAAAUAGCGGAAAUCGUCCAUGGAGUUUGCAAUGAAUUCCACGGAGCUCCGAACAAGAAUACUGGUGACUCCUUCCUGGUCAUUUGGAAGGAAAGCCAUGAUGCAGGACUGGAUGGUACCGAGCUGAUGCAGAAAUAUGCAGAAGGUGCCAUAGUUUCCUCUGCAUGCGUCAUUGGCGCCGUGCACCAUUCGCCUCUGCUCGGAAGCUAUAGAGAACACCCUGGGCUGCAGUAUCGACUGGGCUCGAACUGCCGGGUGCACCUGAGCAUCGGCCUUCACAAAGGAUGGGCCAUUGAAGGUGCAGUCGGCAGCGAGUUCAAGAUCGAUUGUUCAUAUCUAUCGCCGAACGUGAGUAUCGCCACGUCCAUCGAGCGAUCCACUGAAGCCUAUGGCGUGUCGGUUAUGGUAGCACAAUCAGUUGUUGAUCUGUGUGAUUAUCCCAUCCGGUCCCAGUGCCGAUUGAUUGACAAAGUCAUCGUCAGAGGCUCUCCAGCACCGAUGGAGCUCUACUGCGUCGACCUGGAUUACAUGAGUGUGGAAGUGGACUUGACGUCCCGACCCAAGGGGCUUGCCUGGAACACUCGACAAAGGUUCAAGGUCCGGCAGCAGAUAGAGCAGGAAAAGAAGGCAGUGCUCCACAAGGAUUUGGCAGAGAUCUUCGUAACAGACGAGGUUAUCCUGCAAAUGCGAGAGCGCUACACUGUAGAGUUCUUCCAGCUUUUCAACAUGGGCUACCAGAACUACUCCCAAGGGGAGUGGCAGGUGGCACGGCGAAUGCUGAUGCACAUCAAGAGCGACGUGGCGGCUGAAGAUGGCCCCAGCACGGCCUUGCUAAAGUUCAUGGAGGCGCCGUAUGGCUUCGAGGCCCCGAAAGGAUGGCAAGGAAUCCGCGAGCUGGUUUGUUAA
Messenger RNA from Symbiodinium sp. CCMP2456, 2928 nucleotides. NCBI's taxonomy places the organism in Eukaryota, Dinophyceae, Suessiales, Symbiodiniaceae. The record is from the annotation of a GenBank genome assembly.